UUAGCUUGCUUGAAGCAAUAUUUCGACCAAUUCUUCUGGCUUAUACUUCCAUCUUCGUACAACGGGGCAUCCACCGUACUGAGCAACGACAAAAAUACUCGCCCUCGGACCUCGCGUAAUUGUUUCGAGCCGAAGUCGAAAUCGGGGGGUCUGCAAGCCUCUGGUCCGAUGCAAGACGCACCAACAAUACGCCCUAACCGGCGUGAAGGCCGCGCCAAUUGAAUGCACUAAUGCACACCGUACAACGCUGCCUCCUUCUAGGCCUGUCCCUUUCUACCAGAGUAAAAUAGACGCUGGGAGCCUUAAAUAGCGACACGAAUCACUGCAUCACCUGCGUCUUCUUGACCGUUGUGCAUUGGGUGCGCUAACAAAUUAUAAAGUGACGCUUCUGCUUGGUCAGCUUGCAACAGGCUCCAAAUGAGGAAAGGGUCGACCCACGGAAUGCCGGCGUCACUUCGCUGCGGUAAAUCAGGAUCUUGCCAACAGGUUUGGCUGAAGAUAGAUUUUCAGCCUGAUCGGCUUCUUCGUACUUUGAUAUACCCAUUGCGGACGUGCACAGGGUCCACUACAAAGUUCUUGGCCUCUUCGUCGGGGUUCAUUAAACAGCUCUGUUCACUAGGAGUGCUUUGUUGACAACACUGUCUACUAAGUUUUUUAGCGGGCAGCUAGCUAAUUCUACCCACAACGAUGCACGGGCAAAAAUCAAGCUAUUGAGUAACUUGUGUCGUUGUAUCUAUGCUUAGAGGAAUCGACAAAGAACAGUUGUAGCUCGGGUACUGUAGUGAACCUAGACUUGUUAUCGGUCUUCAUCUCUAUUCACAUAGUUGCUAGCCACAGCUCGCCACCAUUGAACUAGUCGACUCAGCGUUGUAACCGUCAACGAUGAUCGAGGCUUCACGGCUCUCAGAUACGACGCUUUCGGCCAAAAAUUGGCAAGUUCAGGCGCAAUACUUGUACAGAACAUAAUAAUGAAUGAAAAUUAGACCGCAGGACUGAUUACUUCGUAGAGCUUUAUCUCUUUUCGAACCAACGGGGUAAAUGCUUUUAUGCUACCUAUAUGCACGUCUUAAACUCCUGGUAGAAGUGCUCGAACGCGUGCCGUGAACUCUAGCAUGCAGCUAUAUCCUGCAUAUCGUGCAUUAGGCUACCCGCAACAUGGUCAUUGGGCUGCACCUAGUUGUUUGGUGCGCAACUGAAGUAGUGCGUCUUCAUGUACUUACUUCGUGCGUUGCGAGGAACGUUGUCAUCGUUGCUUGGCAGAUGUCGACAGUGGCGCCAAGUGCAGUGCAGCAAGAAGCCUCGGGGGGAACGGGGGACAGAUUGGCCACCGCCCCCAGCACCGCCGCCAACUAUCACCAAGAACAACAACCUGGCUUAGCGAUUCACGUGUCGGCAAAUGCUAGCAGACAACCACAGCAGCAUCAGCCAAGUACAGCGAUAACUGGGAUAAGCACAGCAUGUACAACGACUCCAUCACUCCCAACUAGGAUGGGCACAGGAACUGGCUCCGCAUCCUCCGAAUUGCCCACAUCACUUUCAAAACAGCAGAUUCACGAGAUGAAGACACUGAGACAGGCCAGCUCCAAUGACAACAACAAAGAGAACCACAGCAGCGCUAGUAGCCCGAAGAUCAACGGAAUAAAUAGCACGAAUGCAACGAGCAACAAUUCUGCUGACUCACUGGUACGAAGUGGUCAUAUCAGUCCAUCACUGUCCUCAACACCGUCAAGUCCAGCACCUCCAUUCGCAGGUGAGGGCGGUGAAGGCAGUCCAAAGGACAAGACCCCCAUGUGCCUCGUUAAUGAGCUGGCGCGCUUCAACAAUGUUCAGCAUCAAUACCGACUUGUCGAGGAACAGGGUCCUCCGCACAAAAAAACGUUUACGGUUAUGCUCAAGCUAGGAGCUCAUGAGGAGUACACCGCCACGGGAAGUAGCAUUAAGCGCGCGAGACACUCUGCCGCCCAGACGGCGUUACAGAAAACGGGGCUUAGGCAUCCUACGCCGAAGGCUGCGGGAAAGGGUUCGAAUGGUCCCUUGACGCCGACAGUGGAACUCAAUGCUCUAGCGAUGAAACGCGGUGAACCGGCGGUUUACCGCGUGGUCGAAAUACCCCGCCUCGCAUCCGCGUAUUUGCCGACCCCCCUGGGUUAUAAUAGAACACCCUGCACAGGGCCGGCUUUGUACGGGCCACACGCUGUGCAUGGAUUAGGUCAUUCUGGACAUUCCCGCUAUCAUCCGCAUUUCCCGCCUCGACUUCCGCCCUCAUACCGCGCCAUUCUCGACGUUGGCGAGAGGAAGUUUAUCGGGGAAGGGAACACGGAGCAAGCUGCACGCCAUUCAGCUGCAGAGGUCGCUCUGGCGACACUUCGACAACUGCCUCUUCCCGCGUCGGCGACGCGCCGUAGCGCCGUUGCCCUAAGUGACGAUGACGACGACGAAGGCAAGAGUGCUAUCAGCGUCGUUUACGAGAUGGCGCUUAAACGAAACCUUCAGGUGGACUUUGAGGUCAUUGCCGAGUCGGGACCGCCUCACAUGCGCAAAUACAUUACGCGCUGUCAGGUUGGUACCAUAGCUGUAACAGAGGGAUGCGGAAAUGGUAAGAAACUUAGUAAGAAGGAAGCCGCCGAAAAGAUGGUCGUUGAACUGAGGAAGCUGGCGCCUGUCAUGCAGUUCUGUCAAACUGGACAGCAGCAUCAGACCGCAACUAAUCAGCGGGGUAAAAAUAACGGAGGAUCAGUUGAGACGUCGAUGGCUACAACCGAAAAGAAGAAGGCUGCUCCGAAAAAAAAGAGCAAAAACCUCGUCAAGGAGCAGAGACCCGACGGUACCUUUUAUGGACAAGGAAUCAACCCUAUCUCAAGGCUCAUCCAAAUUCAGCAAGCGAAAAAAGAGAAAGAGCCGGCAUAUUCAGUGGUGGCGGAACGAGGCGAGCCACGUUCGCGAGAAUUCGUUAUCCAAUGUAGUUUGGACGGCGGCAUGGUGGCCACUCAGGGAACAGGACCGAAUAAGAAGACUGCCAAACGAAAAGCAGCGGAGGCCAUGCUACAGCAACUGGGAUAUGCAAAGCCUGUUGCACAGCAGGCAGGUGGAGCUAGUAAUAAGGAUGAGCGGGAAAACGUGGACACCUCGAAUAUGAAUGGAACUUCAAGCGGAGGGAAGUCAGGCUCAGGUCAUUGUCGCCAACUCGCACCUGGUCUGCUCGUUGUCUCUAAAGGCGGAAAGGAAUCGAAGACUGAACAGACCAGGGGCAAAAACGUGCACACCGACAAGCAAGCGGCCAUAGCGAAGGAGCUGUUGGAUAGCGGGGUUUCGCCCACGGCAAUUCAGGUCGGUAACCAUCAGGGUCACCAGAACAAAGAGCGGAGUACCAACCCAGGCGCAAACCGACAGACCUCAGCCAUGACCGCAGGCGGGGGCAGCGACGGUGACGGGAAUUCUAAUACGGGCCCGCAGGGCUCCCUUAUCAAGGCCAAGGACCAGCUAAGCUAUCUUGCGCAGGUGCUCGGUAUUCAGGUGUCCUUUAUGAACUUCCCAAAAGGAAGUGAGUUUUUGUCACUUGUCGCGCUUACCUCCAACCCUCCUCAGCAAUGCCAUGGCUCGGGCCGCACCGUGGAGGAGGCGCAGGACAAUGCGGCCCAUUCCAUUCUCGUCACGCUAGCGCAACUGGGCAUCGACUCGAUUCAGGCUAACAACAACAAUAACAAUAAUGGGAAAAAAAACGAAGGCAAUAAGACAGCUGCAACGACGACAGCCUGAGUCUUUGUUGACAGCUGAUACAUGAUAAUAAUCCGCCAGCUCUGAGGAACCAGGUAUGGCUACAUGAUUGUGCAUCAGUUCUGUAAAACCACAGCUUGAACUCCAACACAGAGACACCAAAGAAAAAUCAUGGUCUCGACAUUAUUUUGUGGAUAAUCAGCGCAAAACGAUGAAAGACUUACAACUAUAUUAUACUGUAAAAUGGUAUAUACAUAUAUAUAUAUAUGCACGCUUAUGUACGUAGAUCUAUAUGCGUCCAGUUACGACUACUCGUUGAGUAUAUCCUACGGACAAUGCAGAAUUGAGUGCACAACGGUUGGCGGUCAGGUGGUAAUUUAAUUAAGAAAUACGAAAAUGUUGGGCAGUUAAGGUGUUCAAUUGACCGCUUCUUUUACAAUAGGCAAACUAGAAAUCAGUUACGGAACAUUGGGACCGCUCACAUUAUGAUUUUCGCCAUGAGGUUUCGCUUGGAAAGAAUGAGUAACGCGUAAUAGUAGGCGUAGUAACUAUUUUACCGAAAAAUUAAAAGAUAAUGAAGUACGCUUAAUGCUGAUAUCAGCCUAUGAACGUAGCGUUCAGCGCUGUGAUUUUACGUGGAUGCGAUCAGUAUUAGUAUCGUACGGUACCCGUCCUCUCAGAGAAACUGUAAGAACAACAAAAACAACAAGAAACUAAAACGCAAAUGAUUAGGUAACGCCAAGCAAAUCACUAAAAAAAAAAAACUAACGUAUACAAAGAUUGCUAGUUAUGACAAUUAUUCGAUAAUUAAUAAUAACAAUAGUAAAACUGAGUUAUAGGUUGUACACGAUAGGUUGUGGACGUGAACAGACUGGGUCUGCCCAGCGAUCUAUAAUGCUAUACAUUGUUAUUCUGCUGGUGAAGAUGCAAUAUGAGCAGAAGACAGGGAUGAUGCCACAACGAACUAAGUCGUGAGGUGGACUACCGGGUAGGCGGGAUGAAGGGAUACGAAUAUACGAGUCCGACAAAAUGUUGCAAACUUAUUGCCGUACUGACUCGGUGAGCGAUGAUGACAAAGAGGAUACGAGGCGACAAUAGGAAAGCUCUUCCCUAACAAGGAGAAACGGACCCUGAACGACGGUUGUGCAUAGGUAUGCACUGAGGAGAGGUAAAGAGCAAACUAUUCCAACUGAAGGUAAAACACGCAUUGAAAAAAAAAAAAAGAAAUCUCAACAACGGUACUACAGCUACUUCUAGGAAUUGCUAUACCAUUAUUAUAUCCAUAUCGAAUGAAUUCAACGGUAAUUGUCGUUAGUAAAACGACAAGCGUAGAAACGAAAAAAAAAAAAAAAUUUAGUGAGCCAACCUUCCUGAACGAACCUGAAUGUACACUAGGAUUGAUUAGGCUGAAUCAAUUAAAUGAAAAUACCGUAUGCGUGGAAUGUUAGUAUUUGCCGUCGGGAAAUUAGUAGUCGUUAUGUUUACGCGGACCGGCUGAUCUGCAUAGUUUGGAUAACUUUGGGUAAAUUUGGAUGGGAGUCAUCGAAACUGGUCGGGCUUUUGUAUGUGUGCUGUAAAAAGACUUAAGUCCGCAACUUCAAACUUAAACACGUAUUGAUUUGUACCAGGGUAGCUUUUGUCAAAAUUUUACCUGAUUCAGAUGACAAGCACAACCAGUAUAGUAUGACUCCCUUACCCGAAGAAUACUUGGUGCGCGCAUAUAGCCGUCACUUUGAUGGACCCAUAGAGUUCCUAGCCAAUUCGACAUAAUCAAUCCUUCGACGGGGGUAGUCCCUGUCAAAAAGGCGUGACUCCCAAUGGAGGCCCACUAUGCCUAAGUGAAUCCAAUUAUUUUUUCCCUAACUGCCCCAAUAAAACAUGUUCCCCAAUAAAAUAUGCUUCACCACCUGCUCUACUCGAUACACUCGUAUUGCAAACUUCAAUACAAACAGAGGCUCUCACUUCUGUACUUAACUCUCUAUCUACUGUGUAAACAGAAUGUCCCGAAAUCUAUCGACCGAAAAAAAAAAACUCACAGAGAAAUAACUCUUAUAUUGUCGAAUAGUAUACGGAAUGAUACGAUGAUUUAUGAUGACGAUAGACAACAAUGGCGCGCGCGAUGGCCGGACAAGAACCAAAUCCGUGAUAGUAGUCGCUAGAGAGUUUCUGCCGUACUGUCUCGACACUCCUCGAAGGAUACGUGUUUAUAUAUAUAUAUAUAUAUAUGAGCUGGACUGGAGGAAAACACAGCGUAGGCGGCCGAUAAUUGUGAACGAACAUGAUUAUUUGAGAUAAUACUCCGUUAUCACGACUGAUUUGACCCGCCGACUUCGAUAGUGCGGCUCUGCCUUGUGCUUUGGUUGUGCGUAGCCUAGAUCUGUCUAGGAUACCUAUAUAGUUAGCAUAUAUAAUAGAUCCUGUCGCAGCGGCCAGGAAGAUGCGUCGCAAGCAUGAACCAUGAGCAUUCGAUGAACGGUAUGCGACGUACCCCGUGCUCCCUCUCCGAACAUGAACAAAUGGACGGACAAAAAACAGCGCCACUAAAUCUAUAAAGACGUCUUCAUCCAACCUAAUGAUUAUUAAGCAUACGAAAGUACUACAAUACAAUCACUACAAUGACUACGUCGCAUUCAGUAGAGUACAUCCUCAAGUAUGACAUAUAUAUAUAUAUAUAUCUAUACUGAAAAGACAUACACAAAUAAAAGCUUCCCUGAGGGUCGCGCCUGUGGGGGCACCAGUACUCUAGGGCGCUCAAUACGAAGUGUGGCCUAUGUGCUAGUUCCUCUUAUAUGCUUUGAGUUCGCGUCGACAUCGCCUGUGAAGAAAACUGAGGUAGAGGGAAGAAAACAAAACACUGAAUAACUCCCUAAAUUACGUGCUCCUAUCAUUUUGCAGACGUGCAGAGUUUAGGUGCGCGCGUACACUCACACAAAAACUCAUAUUCAGAGAAAAGAAUAAACAUUACGAAUCUAAUACCACGAUAUCACUACAAAUAGGUAGACAGUUAUGAUCUCUCGUACUAUCUCGAACUCGUAUUAAACACCGCCUCUUUGCCAUGACAGGUCGUACCAUGCUAUCGAUGAUUUCAUAGCCAUGUAACAGAAGUAACUGCGUUUGCUGGUAAAAGAUCUGACGGUGGUGAAGACAAUUACGGUGAAGUAAAAAACAGAAAAUUAAAUCGUGAUAAUAACAAUACUAAUAACAGUGUUAUUGAUGGUAGUGGCUGCGAAAACUCUCGACAAUGUAGCUUCCGAGGGCACCUCUCCCAAAUGUCGUCACACUUUACGGCCCUAUUCUCUUCCUCCUCAAUGUACUAUAGAUAAUUACGAGUUAGCAAAUUUCUCUGUUACGACAUCGAUUAUGACUAUUCCCUGGUGACGAGCGCGCGUGCCCUGCCAGAGAACGCAUAUAUUUAUUAUAGCCCGUAACGUAAUUCUAUAUAUAUAUAUAUAUAUAUAUAUAUAUAUGGUCUCUCUUUGGCGUUUGUUUUCACAAGCCACAAUAUAUAACAGUCUAUACCGCUCCAUGGAUACGAUAUAACGUAGAACAAAUCUCGGUCAAUGGGAGGGAGAGAGAGAGCAAGAUAAAACCUCAGUAUGACAUAUUUACAUCGUUUUCGGAAAGCAACAACAUGCGCACUAAGUAAGCAGAACAAACAAAUAAACGGCGGAUGUUACCAAAGGACAAAAAGGUAAACGAAAUUGACAUCUGCGCAAUGCAACACGCAACUCAUCGAACGGCAAAGCAGUGAAUGUUGACGUGCAUGAGCCGACAUGAUCCGAAACAGCCACCGACCAAUGGUGCGCGCGCAGGCAAAUUUUGGCUGUGCCUGUCGUCUAUUCAGGCCGAUAACCAAUGAAUCUGUCCAUGGCGUCAGGACAGUAGCGGAAAUAGUCCGGUUGACCAGUUUCGUCUGUGGCACUUACCCAAUAGAUCUAGCUUCAUUGAUGUGUAGUAUGUCUAGAAUGAUUAAGUUAAUGGAAACAAAAAAAAAAAUAGAUGCUGACCGACAAUGGGCGAUGGGUCGGCAUUGUGAGCUUAUUACAGAAGGUGUUCAAGGGAGAAGCAUAGUAGCUACGAAACGAAGGAUAUGAAUCUUAAAGAAUCUCUCCCGUAUUAAACAGUUGCUAUGAUGAUUAUCUUUAUAAUAGUCCGAUGAUAUACUCUUAACACUGUAUGAUAUGUCUGUUCGUAGUGUCUUGUUUUUUUGUGAACGUUUGCUUUGAAUUGUUGUAAAAUAGAAAUUUCUCUUUUGAGCCAGGAACCCAACGUUUGACAUGGCUCUGAGUCAGCGGUUCUGAAAUAUUCGUGUCGCCAGGCGCUAUCCAUCAGAGCCGUAGAACUGCGACAGAUGAAAUGGACUUUCUAAUAGCGAGCACUCCUAAAUUACCAAGAUCUACCCAUCGGCAAGUAAUAUUUAUUAUCGAACAUCUAUGACGGCGGCGUUGAAGACCAGCUUUCGUGAUCCUUCGCCUACAUUCAUUACAACACAUUAUACGAAAUGAAUCUAUCGAUAAUUUAGUAGGCGCCGGUAACGGGCUCCCUACCAUCGUUAAU
Varroa destructor (honeybee mite) is the source of this 8271-nucleotide messenger RNA. Its product is annotated as double-stranded RNA-binding protein Staufen homolog 2-like. Gene Ontology annotation, molecular function: mRNA binding; double-stranded RNA binding. Gene Ontology annotation, biological process: anterograde dendritic transport of messenger ribonucleoprotein complex; intracellular mRNA localization; germ cell development. The record is from RefSeq and is a predicted model, not a curated record. Gene Ontology annotation, cellular component: plasma membrane; neuronal cell body; cytoplasmic stress granule. Lineage: Eukaryota; Metazoa; Arthropoda; Arachnida; Mesostigmata; Varroidae.